Messenger RNA from Branchiostoma floridae (Florida lancelet), 3927 nucleotides. Its product is annotated as polycystic kidney disease protein 1-like 2. Bases 1 to 3927 code for a protein of 1308 amino acids. Gene Ontology annotation, cellular component: membrane. The record is from RefSeq and is a predicted model, not a curated record. Lineage: Eukaryota; Metazoa; Chordata; Leptocardii; Amphioxiformes; Branchiostomatidae. The transcript has 24 exons. Gene Ontology annotation, biological process: detection of mechanical stimulus. Gene Ontology annotation, molecular function: protein binding; calcium channel activity.
AUGAAACUUUCAUACGCGUCUGUACAGUGGACUGUGAGGCAGAGCGACACGCAGGUGUUGAGUCUGGAGGUCCUGCCUGAUGACGUCAUCGCCGACAAGUUGCGGCUGGACCUGCCGCCGGAUACCCUCCCUGCCGGGCUGUUCAUGGUGCAGGUUACAGUGACCAUGGAAGUACCCGAGGUUGGACACACCAGCAUCGGUGUGGCGCAGACGUGGCUGGAGGUGUUCCCGUUCCCCAUUGUUGUGACACUUAACGGCAAUGCCGCGAGGACCAAACCGCUGGGGCAUGUUUUUGUUACUGCCUGGUUGGCUCAUGACUCUCGUUGCCGGAUUCCUAGCGACCAGCUAAGCUACAACUGGACAUGUGAAGCAGUCAGUUAUCCGAACCCACCAGUUACCAGCGACGGAAUACCGGCUUGCGAAGCUCUUCUUGGAACCCUAGAGGCUGACUCGAAUCCAGAUAGGGGUACCUUACACUUCGACACCAGCCUUAAGCCUGUCCCACUGGAUUCCGUUGUUAAAGUCCGUUUAGUCGUCGCCGCUGAGGGGCAUGAACCUGGUCAUACCUACAUCGACAUACACACCAACGGAGACCCAAGCCUCGGAGAGUACAGAAUAGUAUGUUCAUUUAACUGUAACCCCGGAGACCUAAUCGCCCACGAGAUGCUAUACCUCAUCAUACCAUGGAGCGUAGAUAAUUCUGGUCCUAACUCGUGGACUUUUGUGGAGGCUCCAGCAGACUUUCCUGGCAUCGACUGGACAAACGACAUCUUACUUGUCAAUGACGACAACCUAAAAGUUCGUCCCAACGUUUUUACAGUCCCCGGAUACUACACGGUCAGAGCUACCAACUACCUUAACGAAAACUUCCCACGGAUUGGAGAAUAUCGGUUUCUCGUCAUCAGGAAUCCGGUACCAGCGAGGCUUCUCCAGGACAACCCCGCAGAAAUCCCACCAGACGUGUGCUCUGUCCGCCCUGUAGAAGGAGUAUCAUUGGUGGACAAGUUCUGCAUCGUCUGUGAAGACUUUUAUGAUGAGGUUGGCCCGCUUAAAGUGGACUUCAAGUACAAGGUCGAACCGGGAGGUGUUGAUUUGGCAACAGUCAGGUUUCCCGGAGAGAGCCAAGCUGCUGCCGCUGACAUCGUGGUGAACCUAUUUUCCGGUUGGGUUUUCUACACACCCAUGAUCGACCUCGCUCCAGGUAGCAUCAUAGUAGAGGUGCUGGUAUCCAGCGCUGACGGACGCUUCUCUACUGUUCAACUGGACCCGGUUUUUGUCGAUUCCCCUUCCAAAGAUGCUUUGAUCGCAUUCACGGAAACGUUCUUCGACAGUCGAGUAGGACCUUUCUUCAAUCUAAUGUCCAUGAGGUCUUCUGUGGAAACGUUCAGCAGCGCAGUGACAGCUGCUAGUGUUGUAGCUACCCUGGCUAACAAUGGGAUAGACAUCAGUCAGGCUACAGACAUGGUGGCUGAUGGUAUGGCAAAAGUAGAGCUACAGGACUACGAUGGGAUCAUAGGAUUGGCAAGCUGUAUCUUGCUAGUGACCGUAUUUCCCCAGUAUGUGUCUGGCAAUGCACAAGUCCAUAGCUCCAUGUCUCUGAAGCAUGCGUUUGAGAAGCUAGGAGAGAUGUCAGAAAAUAACAACAUGGACGUAGAAGAGGUGAACAUGGCGACGGCACUCUUAUUUACAGGCACUGCCCACGUGCUCAAAGCUUCUGAGGUCAAGGCUUUAUCGGAGCACGAGGAUGGGGUGGGCUUCUCCAACAUGCUGGAAAAGAACAAAGAGGCCACGACAAGAACGUUCCAAGCCUUAGACGUGCUAGACGACAUCUAUCUCAUCAACAUGAUGCCAGCCUACGAUGACGAUAAUCUUUUUGCAGAUAUCUUUACAUCCAAGAUCCACGUGAAGAUUAAGCGAGAAGACCCCGCUGACUCCUCUGAGGAGCUGUACACUGUGGCGGGUGUGAGUGACUCGUUUGUCCGCGUGCCGUCCUUCUCAUCGCUGGCUGGAGACGGUUGUCUGGGAGGAAAGACGGUUGGAGUGCAGUUCCUGGAGUCAAAUUUCAACCCGUUCGAAUAUUCAAACAACUCGCGGUUAGUCGAAUCAGAUGUAGUCGGCCUGGCGGUGAAAUGUGACAACUCGACACUUCCUGUCUCAGGCCUGAGCGAGCCGAUAGACAUCCUGGCAAGAAGGGAGAACAAGAGUCUGGAUGAGCUGAUGUACAUCUUCACGUCAUCUUCAAGACUUGGCGACAUAUCGCUUUUUCAUAUCUACGCCAGGAGAAAUAUGUCAGCGAUGGGCUUCAGCCUGGACUACAACAUCACCCUGUUCCCCCAUGACGUCACCCUGUGGCUGCGCAAACACCAGCCACCAACCCCAGACACGUACGGCUGGACAGCCACCCUGCCGGUUCCAGAAAACCAGCUCUUCACCGUCCCGUGGAUAAACGAAACGUCCCUGCUGUCCAGCGCUUACCAGUGGCUGCUGCUAGAAGACGAGAUCGCCAUCACAGACCUGGAUGUGGACAAGUACAACAGGACAGACUACUUUAUAGGACUUCGGUUCGGCUCCGAAGUUGAUCGCGCCAGAGGAGAGACCGUCCCCUUCACUCUGUACGUCUUUGAGACGUCCUGUGUCUACUUUCAAGAAGACGAAACACACCUGUGGCAAAGUGACGGCUGUAGGGUCGGUCCGAUGUCUAACAUAACCCACAUCCACUGCCGGUGUGAUCACCUGACCAAAUUUGCUGGUUUCGUACCGCCAAAUCCACUCAACAUCCGGGAAGCCUUCUCAGCAAACAUCUUGGAGAAUCCGACGGGCCUCAUUCUGGUUCUCGCCGUGUUCACUUCUUACGUCAUGGGGGUUAUCUGGGCCAGAAAAGCCGACAGAAAAGAUAUCGCUAAGGCUGGAGUGGGACUACUUCCUGGCCACGUGCUGAACCCUCGGAAGGACUGUCAGUACCUCAUCACGGUGUACACUGGGUUCAGGGGCAACGCGGGAACUACCGCUGAGAUCACGCUGGUGCUGUACGGCAGCCAGUACGAGAGCCCUCCCCUUACGCUGAGGGACGACAGUCGAUGUUUGUUCGAACAGGGCAGCGUGGAUUCUUUCUUGGUGUCCACGGAAGAGCCGCUAGGGGUCCUCACCCACAUGAGGGUGUGGCAUAACAACGCAGGGUUUAGUCCAUCAUGGUACCUGAGUCAGAUCGUUGUAGCCAACAGGGCAACAAAAGUCACGACGUAUUUCCUGAGUAACAGGUGGUUCGCUAUUGAUGAGGGUGACGGAAAGAUUGACCGUAUCAUCCCGACAUCAGUGGAGAAGGAUAUUACUAAGUUCCACAACUUGUUCCUUGCGAAAAGCUCGAGGGAAAUGAACGAUGACCACCUGUGGUACUCCGUUGCCGGCCGCCCUGCCCGGAGCCCGUUCACCCGUGUCCAGCGCCUGUCCUGUUGCCUGACGCUGCUCUACAGCACCAUGCUCACCAACAUCAUGUUCUUCGGCCGCGGAGACGACUUCGACCCUCCCGAGCCGCUCAGAUUCGCUGGUCUGAAGAUAAACCCGCCGAUUUCACUUCCGCAGUUGAUGAUCGGCAUACAGAGUGCAGUCAUCAUCCUUCCAGUCAACCUCCUCAUCGUCUUUCUCUUCCGGAAUUCGGGAACACAAAAAAGGAGCAGCGGCAAGAAGUUGAACUCGGAGCCAGACAGACACAAGAGGCCUAAGAAGGAAGAAACGUUUACCUCUGACAACCCAGACACGCCGUCAGUUUGGUACCCACGAGGCCGACCCGUCCCCAUCCAGAAGCUCAGAGUGGUACAGUCGUCAUUGGAUGUCAGAGAAAGUUCUAAGACGCAUGACGAAUUCAAAGACAACGCUGUUCGUGGACAGAAGUCUCUACCCUGGUGGGGUGUGUUCAUAGGUGAGCUGUAG